UAAACAGAAGUGUGUGGUGGAGAGAGACGAGGAGAAAGAGACACUAUCAACACAACAUCAACACCACCUGAUACUCUCUCAUCAGGGAUCAAUCAGCCAAAUAGGGCAAAUCUUAUUUUGUGUGUUUUUUUAUUGGGAAGAUUUUUUGGAGAUGUCCAACGUACAGUUCUCAUCGAGCAGCAGCGCUCUGGAGCUAACCCUGGUGGCCAGGAGGACGUUUCCUCUCCACAGACGCACCUCCGUCUGCCGCAGCCUCUUCGGACCGGUGGAUCACGACGAGCUCAACCGGGAGAUGAAAGUCAAGCUGCGGGAGAUUUCCGACCGGGACCAGCAGAGAUGGAACUUUAAUUUCGAGGAAAACACCCCGCUGCUGGAUGGGGAUUACGAGUGGGAAGAGGUGUCCGUGGAUAAGACUCCAGUGUUUUAUCAGGACUGUGUGCAGAAAGGCAGGAGCAGGGUGCUGGAGACACCCGUCAAGCAGAGGCCAUCCUCGGACUCUGUUCUCCUGGAGAGCCCUGAUAUGGAUGUACUGGAGCGCCUUGCAGUGCCAGAGAGCAGCAGCAGCAGCAGCAGCAGCAGUAACAGCAGCAGUAGCAGCAGCACCAGCAGCUCUCCAUGCACGGUGGAGGUGAACCAGGAGAACCGCACAGACAAGCUCAACUCAGGGAAACGAGCUCACAGAUUAGACCCGUGUGUUAGAAGCAAAAGAACAGCCACUACUGACACCAACAACGCACACAUCACAGACUUCUUCGUGAAACGAAAGAGAGCUGCUGCUGAUAAAAAGUCGAACGAUAUGAGCGCUUGCCACCACUCUGUGUCUCCAAUCCCGGUGGAACAAACUCCACGAAAGAGGAUCCGUUGAAGGUGUUUUUGCACUAUUUUGCCUGCGCUUUUUUUGAGGAUCAAGACGAGGAUGUUUCUCCCUGGUAGUUAAAGAAGGAGAAGAGAAAACAGGAGUUACGGUGUGGAGGAGAAAGAUGCCCAGACGCUCCGGUUGCUUCGGCUCGGUGCGCAGCCUGGACACCGGACCAGACUCUCAGGACUGAACGGUUUGGGGGGUGGGUUGGGGGGGUUUUAGGGGAAAAAGAGGACAUUUCUCCGAAUGACUUCUAUCCAGUACAAAUGUAGCAUUCAUUGUUGCUUUUGCAUACAGCCACUCGACAGUGUUAAAGGUCCCAUAUUGUAAAAAGUGAGAUUUUCAUGUAUUUUACAUUAUAAAGCAGUUUUAAGUGCUUUAUAAAUACUGUUAAACUAUCAAAACGCUCAAUAUAGGGAGAAAUACACACAG
Messenger RNA from Sebastes umbrosus (honeycomb rockfish), 1291 nucleotides. RefSeq names its product cyclin-dependent kinase inhibitor 1C-like. Gene Ontology annotation, biological process: regulation of cell cycle. Lineage: Eukaryota; Metazoa; Chordata; Actinopteri; Perciformes; Sebastidae. The transcript is spliced from 3 exons. Gene Ontology annotation, molecular function: cyclin-dependent protein serine/threonine kinase inhibitor activity. The record is from RefSeq and is a predicted model, not a curated record. The coding region runs from base 152 to 865 and encodes 237 amino acids. Gene Ontology annotation, cellular component: nucleus.